AAGAGUAAAAAAAUAAAGUGUGCAGCUCUCAAUAAAAGUGGAAAGUUCAGAAUACCUUCAAGUGAUAUGAGUACUGAUGGUGAAUCUGAUAACGGUAUUGUAAUGAAGCCUGUUAAAGCAAAGUAUGAGUUAGCAAUGCAUUCUGUGAAAGUCCGUCGAAGUGGAACUCUUUCUGAUGUCAGUGCUCUUUGGGAUCUUCAGCAAGGUACUGCAGUGAUGUCAGCAUCAAGUAUGUCAUGCCAUUAUAAACAAAUGGAAGGCGACAAAAAUCGAUUUCAGAGAACUACAUCUGUAGACUCAUUCAAUUUGCGGUCACAUCCAAAUGAAAUGCUAACUGGUCUUAGGUAUUUUGAAAGAGCAAUCAAAGGAGAAAACAAUGAACAUGCCAAAACUGCAUUCAGCUGGGGAGCUGUCGAGAAAGGAGCCUUAGCUAGAUGUCUAUUACAAUAUGUCGUGAGGCCAAGGAUGUGCUGGCAUCUGAAUCGAGGCUUCUUAGGCUGAGUGCUCCUACAUACAUACUUGGUGAGUUUCA
This is a messenger RNA of Saccoglossus kowalevskii, 532 nucleotides long. RefSeq lists its product as uncharacterized. The record is from RefSeq and is a predicted model, not a curated record. Gene Ontology annotation, cellular component: nucleus; cytoplasm. Lineage: Eukaryota; Metazoa; Hemichordata; Enteropneusta; Harrimaniidae. Gene Ontology annotation, molecular function: protein serine/threonine phosphatase activity; calcium ion binding.